AAACAAGCUCAAUGGCGCCUGGAUGUCCUGCCUCAAGAGGAUGAAAACCAUUUCCCUUCUCGCUUGUUGACGUUGAACCAGCGAGUCCUCUCGGGAAAUCUUGUCUUCUAGAUCAUGCCCUACGAUCCCGACCAUCCUCCGGCUAAAAAAUUCAAGCCGGGGUCUGUUUUCUUCCGCCUGGACAAGCAGAAAGCUGGCAUGCUGCUGCCCGGCAGGGCAAAAGCCACCGCGCCGCUUGAUGUCCAAAGGAAGCAGCUUCCGAUUUACCAGGCGAGGGCCCAACUUUUGAGCCUACUGAGACAGCUCCACAACGCUAUUCUUAUAGGCGAGACCGGCUCAGGGAAGACCACCCAGAUCCCGCAGUAUCUUUAUGAAGCUGGGAUUGGACGGCAGGGCCUCGUUGCCAUCACUCAGCCCCGCCGAGUGGCUGCGAUCUCACUGGCUGGGAGGGUGGCGGAGGAGAAGAGGACGCAGCUUGGCAAGCUGGUGGGGUACACCGUGCGUUUCGAGGACGUCACGUCCUCGGAGACGAAGCUGAAGUUUAUGACUGACGGCAUGCUCCUCCGCGAGGCCAUCGGCGACCCCUUACUGCUGCGCUACACCGUGGUCGUCCUGGAUGAAGCUCAUGAGCGCACGGUGCACACAGAUGUGCUGUUUGGAGUUGUGAAGAAAGCUCAGCGUCGACGCAAGGAACUUGGCAAGAUUCCUCUGAAGGUCAUAGUGAUGUCAGCUACAAUGGAUGUGGACCUGUUCUCAGAAUAUUUCAACAAGUCCCCUGUUUUAUACCUGGAGGGCAGACAGCAUCACAUUCAGAUCUUCUACACCAAGCAGGCUCAGUCCGACUACCUGCAAGCUGCUCUUGUCACCGUGUUCCAGAUACACCAGGAAGCACCUCCGUCGCAUGAUAUAUUGGUCUUCAUGACGGGCCAGGAAGAGAUCGAGGCGCUAGCAAGGACAUGCCGGGACGUUGCCAAGCAUCUGCCCGACAACUGCGGGCCUAUGGCGGUCGUCCCUCUGUAUGCGUCACUGCCGCCGACGCAGCAGCUCAGGGUCUUUCAGGCGGCUCCAAAGGGUUGCAGGAAGGUAAUCUUGUCAACCAACAUAGCAGAGACGUCCGUUACGAUAUCUGGCAUCAAAUAUGUCGUAGACACAGGGAUGGUGAAAGCCAAACGAUUCAAUCCCGACAGUGGUUUGGAGGUCCUGGCAGUGCAGCGGGUUUCUAAAGCGCAGGCGUGGCAGCGAGCGGGCCGGGCCGGCAGGGAAGACUCAGGAAUUUGCUACCGUCUCUACACGGAGCAGGAAUUUGAUCAUCUCAUCCCUACGACUGUGCCUGAGAUUCAGCGGUGUAACUUAGCCAGUGUGAUGCUACAGCUCAUGGCUCUUGGGAUUCAAGAUGUUAUGAAUUUUGAUUUCAUGUCCAAGCCCUCUCCAGAGGCCAUUUGCUUUGCUGUGGCGCAUUUGGAGCUGCUGGGGGCUGUGGACAGGAACAAUGGGCAGGUCGCCCUCACUGCUUUGGGCAAGAAGAUGUCGAGCUUCCCCUUGGAGCCGAGAUACGCCAAGACCAUCCUGCUAUCCCCCGACUACUCCUGCUCUGAGGAGAUUUUAAGCAUCGUGUCUCUUCUGUCAGUGGACACCGUGCUGUACAAUCCCCCAGCACGGCGAGAAGAGGUUCUCGCUGUGCGCAAGAAGUUCAUGUCCAGCGAAGGAGAUCACAUGACGCUCCUCGGCAUCUACAGAGCGUUCAAGAAAGUUAGUGGGAAUAAGGAUUGGUGUCGGGAGAACUUUGUUAACAGCAGGAACAUGGGUCUAGUGAAAGACGUCCAAGGUCAACUCCGAGAAAUCUGCCUUAAGCUGAACUUAAAGCUGGAGUCGUGUGGAGCGGACACGGGAAAGGUUCGCCGAUGCCUCGCCCACGCGAUGUUCAUCAACGCUGCGGAGCUUCAAGCCGACGGCAGCUACUUAGCUCUGGACAGCCGCCAGUCGGUGGCCAUCCACCCUUCGUCGGUCCUUUUCCAGGCCAAGCCGGCGUACGUGGUGUUCAAUGAGCUGCUCCACACCUCACGCUGCUACAUGAGGGACUUGUGUCUGGUGGAUGCCGAUUGGCUGCUCGAUGCAGCACCGGAAUACUUCGGCCGCAAACUGCGCCCUAGCAAGAGCUAACCGGUUGUGUGUAGCGCAACUCGCUAAUACAGGGAUACGGGGGGUCCUCGAUAUAUGACGGUCUCGACCUACAGCGUUUUGUAGUCAUGAACAGUGUGCCGUUAAUUUGCGGCCCUUCCGGUGUGAAAGCCAGCCGUAGGACUGAAGGUGAAAAUGAUCUUUUUUCAUACCGUUUUGCAUUUUAUGAUUUUUAUCGUCAUGUUUUUUUUUUGUUUGUUUGUUUUUUUUUUCAUACAAAUGCGAGCUGUUCUCAUGACUUGACUGCAGCGUUAUCACAAGUGAGUGAUAGAGGCUACAUACGCUCCAGCCAACAUAUAAAAUCGGGUUCCAUCAAUGUAAAAGGGGCGGAACACCGUCAUAAACCAAGGACCCCCUCGAUGUAGGACUAUCAGUGUCAUGUCAUAAAAGUGCUCAAGAAAGCAUACUUUGUAAUAUUUACUGAUGGAUUACACUCCCCCCCCCCCCCCCCCCCCACACUUGAGUCACUAUCACCGUAGCAGGAAUCCACACAUUGACGCCUCACGAUCAACUCCGUUCGAUCGAUUGGCUUGAUAAUCGCAUUUUGCCAAAUGUCAAAAAUUCAACCACAUUAUCUCAAUUUCUGCGAUAUUAGAAUUUCUUCUCAUUUGCUUGCAUUUUAAAAGCAUAGACUCACCUAGAAUACAAAUCACAGUAUAUUGUAAGAACAUGGAUUCUUUGACAAGUAUCGGACUGUUAAGAAUAGAAAUAUUUGUCAACCAAAUAUUGACAAAAAGCUGUCAAUCUUCCAAACAUGGUUGAUGUUGACUAACGUGACUACAUUUGUACAAAGUGGUCUUGAAGAGAGGUUAUUACACAUGCAAUGGCGAUAGAUUUGAUUGAGUCAAUAAUGUAUUUGAAAACGGCAACAUUUUGACAAAAGCGUUCUGGAACGUCAAAGCGUCACGAGCUCCUUUUUUUGUAAUAUCCGCACCCUCUUGUGCAUGCUGUUGGGACACAUUUCCCAAAUCCAGUAGUGGCCCAUCAGGGGGAAGACGCACGAAAGCAUCUCCAGAUUCCACCUUUUGACAUUGUCUGCAUUGAGCUCCGAAGAUGUGUGCUAUGCGUGGAGAUGAUAAGAAAUGAUCUGAUCACUCAGGUCUUUCGCACUUUCUACAAUGUAAAUCACAGAUUCUGAGAGAUACGGAAGCUUCUUUUGUGAUUUUUGUACACUUCGACUCAGGAUCGUACAAUACCGUCAAUGUUUUUCAAAGUAUGGCGACCAUGUAAGAACAACUGCACGUCCUGUUAUCUAAAAAGUCAUGCAUUUUGAAGUGAUCAUUUGAGUUUGUCUUUUUUCGUUGUUUCAUUUUUUUAAAUAAUGCCCGAAAGCGAAACCU
Molecule: messenger RNA, 3518 nt
Organism: Phycodurus eques (leafy seadragon)
Lineage: Eukaryota; Metazoa; Chordata; Actinopteri; Syngnathiformes; Syngnathidae
Gene: dhx33
Product: DEAH (Asp-Glu-Ala-His) box polypeptide 33
Exons: 12
Coding region: 115-2160 (681 amino acids)
Biological process (GO): positive regulation of transcription by RNA polymerase I
Cellular component (GO): nucleolus; intracellular anatomical structure
Molecular function (GO): ATP binding; RNA binding
Source: RefSeq, a predicted model, not a curated record